Labeo rohita (rohu) is the source of this 1409-nucleotide messenger RNA. RefSeq names its product B-cell receptor CD22-like. Lineage: Eukaryota; Metazoa; Chordata; Actinopteri; Cypriniformes; Cyprinidae. The coding region runs from base 24 to 1226 and encodes 400 amino acids. The transcript is spliced from 6 exons. The record is from RefSeq and is a predicted model, not a curated record.
GUCAUUUGGCUGCUGUUGAUCUGAUGAGCUUCAACACAAUAUAUUUGAUGCUGAUGUCGGUCAGAAUGGCUCCUCGUCUUCCUCUGAUCUUUCUGCUCAUGAUUCACGGGGGUUUUAAUGCUGACUGGGGUGUGAGCUACAGUCAUUCACACAUCUGUGCACUAAAGAACUCAUCAGUGAUAAUGAGCUGCACUUAUACAUACCCUACUGGAUAUCAGAUCAAUAAAAUGUUCUGGACCAAAAACCCUGUGAAAGAUAAAGAGCCUCCUGAUCUGUCUAAGGAUCCUGAAUACAGUCAGAGGCUUCAGUAUCUGGGAGAUAAACAGCAGAACUGCACCGUCAGACUGAAUCAUGUGACACAGAAGGAUUCACACAAGUACUGUUUCAGAUUCAUCACUGAUAAACCUGGUGGCACAUGGCUUGGUCAUACAGGAGUGUCUCUUACUGUCACAGAUCUUCAGGUGGAGUCUCCUGAGAGAGUGACAGAGGGAGAUUCAGUCCGUCUGACAUGUAAAAGCAGCUGCACUCUGACUGACAGAGCAACAUUCAUCUGGUACAGAAACUCACAGCCAUUAACUGAGAGAAGAGACAGAAACAAUGAACUCCUGCUGCAGUCAGUCAGAAGAGAGGAUGCAGGCAGAUAUAGCUGUGCUCUACAUAGACACACUUACAUCUCUCUUCCUGUUUAUCUCAAUGUCAUGUAUCCACCAAAGAGUGUCUCAGUGUCCAUGAGUCCAUCUGGUGAAAUAAUGGAGGGAGAUUCAGUGACUCUGAGCUGCAACAGUGAUUCAAACCCACCUGCAGAAAUCAGCUGGUUUAAAGGAGAAACGUUUGUAAGAUCUGGAAGAAUCUACAGCAUCUCAAAGAUCAGCUCUGAUCACAGUGGAGAAUACAAGUGCAAGUCCAUCAGUGUACAUGGAAAUAAAUACUCUGAUGCUAUGAAUUUAAACGUCAUGUAUUCUCCCAGGAGUAUCUCAGUGUCCAUAAAUGGAUCUGGUGAAAUAGUGGAGGGAGAUUCAGUGACUCUGAGCUGCAACAGUGAUUCAAACCCACCUGCAGAAAUCAACUGGUUUAAAGGACAGACCGUUGUUGUUACGUGGUUGCUGGUGCUGGAUGGAAGACAGGAUACAACGUACGACACAAAUCUUAUUUUAAUCACUUCCAAGAGGAACUGGCAGGAACACAGAGCGAUAAUCCACACACGUAGAACCACAAAUCAACAAUAAAGACCGACAAGGGGAGUGAGGCACAAAGAACACUAUAUACACAGAAACAGGGGAGUGGCUACAAACGAGAUAACAAGGGGAAGUCCAAAUACGGGUAAGACUAAACCAAAAACACUAAACCAAGAGGGGGAGAAAACGGAACAAACCAAAAGAACAAGAAACACUGGGGGAAAAACACUAGGA